CGGGCGCCAGCAUCCUGGCAGUGUCCAGGGACGGCCGUGGGCUGCAGUCCUGGGCCAGGGUCACGGGCAGGGUCUGCAGCUCCCCCCUGCAGCCCUACGGCUGCACCUUUGGGACCCUUUGUCCUGACACGGGUGGUCUCCCUGCACGCCUCUCUGACUCCGUGUCUCCCCGUCUGUUACCACAGACACCGCCCUCGCCUCCCCUGCCUUAGCUCGGACAUUUCUAGACCUUGUUUCAAUGGACGGUGGCUUCUUCCCAUAGUUUGGACGCAGCUCUGUUCCAACCCCCCACAUCCUUCUGCCCCACAAGUUCCCCGGGACCCCGGGUUCUUUGGCCAGAGCAGAUGCAGCCUCCUCGUGGGCCAGAAUGACGAGGUGUGUUUUCCUGAAGGGGCUCAGGGAAGACUUUGAAAAAAACAGAGAGGCGAGCUUCCCAGUGUGAGCCCUCCACCGCUGGGAGGGGGACCACUGCGUCUCCUGCACUCCCUGCCGGGGGAGCCCACCAAACGUGCAUGUGUGGCCUCUUGGCGGCCUGCAGCAUCUUUGGAAAGUCUCCGAUUAAAAACCAGAUGAGUUAAUGUUGUUUGAUUUUUAAAUGACGAUCAGAGAAUCUGGCUUCUUCUUUGAAAGAAACUGACGCACACCUCCCCCUCUCUAAAGCACGGUGCUCUGCACACCCGUGUUUCCGUCCUCCAGAAACGGAUCACUUACCAUGAGAAUGAGGUCUGUUACUAACUGGCUGUUAUCAUAUUAUUAUACUGCGAUGGCCGGUGGUUUAGAAAGCGCUUUGUUUUUCCUUCUGAUGAGGAAUUAUAUACCAGGAGUUGGUCUUAUUUAAAAGUAUAAACAUUAGUGUAGCUGGGCGGCCUGAUGGGUACUUUCUACUUUACGUUUCUGCAUCAGCACCUUGCAUGUGUCACCUGUAAAAUCAGGACACAGGAAGCGAUUGGCUGAGUCGCACAGUGCUGCCUCGGUUUCUUUCCCCGGGGGCCGUCACUUUGCCUCUGGGACCGGGUGUCCCCACGUGAUGAAAUGAGCACAUUCUUCUCUCUGGGAGGCCAAGGCCUUGCUGGCAGGGAGGCCGUCGCUGGGAUGCUUCCAAGCUGCACCACCAUCUCGGGGAUGGGAUCUUCUCCGUCCGGAUGUGGCCAGGCUUCUCCAGGAGCUGCGGCAGGGAGAGGGCUGGGGCUGGGGCAGGGGCGCAGGGGUAAGGGGUCGAUGCCGCUGAUGGCCUUCAGCGUUGCCCCUCAAACUCCUCUCGCAGUGGGAGGAAAGCCAGUUAAGAGCACCUGCUACCCACCCACCCACGAUGGAUAGAUUCACUACGCUUGCUGUGCUCAGAACUCACACAUGUUCUCCGGGGGACCCUUACAGCAGUUAAGAGCCUGGUAAUGCAGCCGGCUUCACUGCCUCCACCGUCCAGAUUGGGAAACUGAGGUCUGUGCAUCCAGGCAGCACCAGGAAAUCUGCCCGUCGAUCUGAGCCAAGUGUGGGGUCCAGAGGCAAACUGGGCAGACAGGCCUGCUCUACGGUCCUCCUCUCCAGGUGGCUGGAGAGCACACGGCCAGUCCAGGCAGCCGCCUGUAUCGUAUAAACCCAACAGUAGAGUUUUAGUUAACACUCAGGACACAUCAUUUGUAACAACACACAUGCUAACGGUCCUGCGUAUGGAUAGGAGGAUGGGGGGACGGUCCAGAGGGCUCUGGGAGCCUUCCUCCAGGGCAGGACCCUUUUGUGUACAAAACCUGAUCUGAAAACGCAUGUCUUAGGGAAAUCAUAGAGAUGUUCUUCCUUCCUUCCUUGGGUUUCUUUCUUGUUCCCUUAUUUUUAUGCCAUGUCCUGUGUUUAUGAACAGUAUUUAAGGUCAGGAGUCUUCUCCUUGUUACCUGUGUUGGGCUUAGAGUCAAGAUCCCGCAGGGGGCCAGCGCCGUGCUUCCCAGAUCCGUGCGUAGGCGCUGCCGCUGUCCUUCUGGGCCUCCGGUUAACCUUGGGACCCGUCACGGAAAUGCUGACAGACCGGCGGCCUCUCCUUGAGCCGGAGCCUCAGAGGGAAGGCCAGACCGGGAGAAGGUGACGGACUGGGACACGGGAAGAUUUACGUGACCCCAAAGGAGACGUGCUUAGUUUUUUGCUCUGUGACCAGCGUGUGGGAGCGUUGCUGAGGGAUCUGAUGAGGGCGUUCUGCCAGGCAGGUGCCCUGAGGGGCCGAGAGACAGGCCCACGGGAGGCUGUGCUCCAGAGGACAUGGACGCCGAGGCAUCUGGCUGACGGUUUGGGGCAUAAGAUGUGCGAUGCAGUAAAUAAGGAAAAGUAGCAACAAAGUCUUUGAGGAGGAGCGCGUUUGUCUGAGCUCGCGGGGCGACUUAUUUCUGAGUGUGUGAGGAUCCCCAUCGCGGGUGCUGUAACUUGACCUGCCGUUGAGCUUUGCGGACAGGACCGCGGACCUGUAAAUUCAGGCACAAACGUCCGGACCUCGAAAACCAGUGCGUGCAGCAACUGAGCCUGGAGGUGGCCGUGUCGUGCGUGGCUGCCUCGCCCGCCAAACACACGUGGCGCUGACUGAAGAGCUUCGGUGCAGGAUGAAGACCCCGUUUUUCUUUCAUCCCGAGUUUGUUUUGGAGUCACAGGAUCAAGAUGGUUAAGCUUCCAAAAAAGCAAAUCCCAACAGCCUGGUUGGACUCAGCGUGGACUCUUGCCGUGACCUCAGCAGUGUAGCUGCUGCUCUGAGGUGGGGGUGGAUGUCUCUGUGCGAACAGUCCUGCAAUGAGCCCUCCCUGCCUUCCCCGAGCCACAGCACAGGGAAGGAAGUCACAUGAAUGAGAAACCCAGAAGUCAAGACUUGAGGGAGGAGAGACAAUGGGAAGGUCUCCUUUCUGGUUGCUUUCCUGAGUUCUGUGACACCUAAACUUGGGUUUGCCCACAAACACUGGGACAUGCAAAGCAGCGGCUGUUGUCCAGAGACUUUAUUCUGCUGCUUAAGUUUGGAGGUAGACAACCCAGGCCUGUCUUUCUGCUCUGCCAUUCUGCAAAAGUGGUUUCCACUCGCAAGGUUCCCUCAUGGCCCAAAAUGGCUGCUGGGAUUCCACCUUUAUGAUCACAUUCCAGGCAGCAGAAAGGAUGACAGGGAGAAAGGCAGAGGGACAGGCUCCUCUAAGAGAUUUCCUGCAGGGCCUACUGAACAUUCUUUGCUUCAAUGGAUGAUAAAUGGUCUGGCGUGACCUCUGCUGUGGGUUGCCAGGAUGAAGCCUUCGGAGGACGCACAGACCAGGGUGGGCACUGGUUUUGGGGGUGAGCCCCGGUGGCACCGAUGUCUCAGGCAAGAGGGCUGGAGCAGGGAAAACACAGAUCCUCACCUGCCCUCAUGGGGCUCAUCAUGGGGGGUCCGAUAUCAGGUGGGGGGUCCCCUCUGCAGGGGAGCAGGUGGCCAGGGGCUCCUGCUUCUCAUUGUGGGGACAUGGAGGUGCGGGCAAGGCUGUGCAGGUGCACACAAGUGUCCUUCAGGAAGGACAUGGAGGCACCAGUGGAAACCUUUCAGGUGGCUGGUGGGCGAGGAGGGAGACCCUGAUUUCCUGCCCCGAGAAAGAAGGGUCCUUGCACAAGGGUUUGCAAGGAGAAAGAAGACCUCCCUUUGGUUUGUGGGGUCUCUGCUCGUGGUGUCUGUCUCCAUCCUGACCAUCGGCCUUGCCGCCACCACCAGGACGGAGAACGUGACAGUGGGGGGCUACUACCCAGGGAUCACCCUGGGCUUCGGAGCUUUCUUAGGAAUUAUUGGCAUCAACCUGGUGGAGAAUAGAAGGCAAAUGGAUCCCAGGCCCCUCACCAUGGGAAGAUGCCAGUUUUUUGCCAGCGAGGCGGGGUACGUGCACGACGCCUACCAGACCGAGGUCACCUGUCCCUCCUUGAGCGGCACGUGCCCACUGAAGCACGGAACACCCCCCCACCUACUACGAGUUCGUGGGCGUGCGCGGCUGUCAGGACGUGCUUCACCUCUACCGGCUGCUCUGGGCCUCGGCAGCGCUCAACGUGCUGGGUGUGCUCCUGGGCAUCUUCACGGCCGCCGUCCUGGGGGCCUUCAAGGACAUGGUCCCCCUGUCCCAGCUGGCCUACGACCCGUCCGCUCCACCCCGGAUCCUCUACAACCCCGCCCAGCAGAUCCUGGCCUACGCGGGCUUCUGCCCGGCACCUGCGACCCUCCCCGCCUGCUCGUCCUACCCUCUGCCUCUCCAGGUUGCUUCCGUGCCGACGUCCGGGGAUGUCCGAGCUGCGGUGAGGGCGGCACAUCAGAAGGCGAUCCAGGCAGGGCAGGCCGCGCUUGGGCCUCAGAGACCAUCAACAUCCUGACGAAGGAGCCCGUUGGGGCCGGUGGUGCCGGAGCAGGGCUGCAUCCGUUGGAGCUCAGACACCCUUGCUGCAGGUGGGUCGGCGCCGAGAUGAACCAUGACCUGGGUUCCUGGCACUUUCCACCGGACUGCAAGCACCCUGAAUCAUCUGUGGGUCCCCCAACCCUGAGUGGGGUCUGCUACAGUCCGUUCCUGAUGAUUGUCCGCUGAAUCGAAUGCACGUAGAACUGGAAAAAGCAGCCAAAAAACCAAAAACAAAACCAAAGAAACCAGCAAUCUUCUCUGUGGCCGAGGUUUGCCUUUAUUUCCGACAGAGGAGUGGAGUGUUCCUGGCACUGAGUUUUCCCGUGAUGGGACCAGGUGCAUGGUGUGGUCGGAAGUGCUUCAAGGUGCCGGGGCCUAGGUUGUGCUGGGGGGGGCUCUCAGUGGGGAGUGGGGUCUCCCACCUCCAACUGCUGCUGGGUGCAGACUCUGUGACACCCCAAGGAGGCUCUUCUGAGUUAUAAAAUGGUAUCGUUGGAGGUUUAUUAAAAAUGCACGGAGUUCUGAAUACC
Molecule: messenger RNA, 4894 nt
Organism: Ailuropoda melanoleuca (giant panda)
Lineage: Eukaryota; Metazoa; Chordata; Mammalia; Carnivora; Ursidae
Gene: TMEM255B
Product: transmembrane protein 255B
Exons: 9
Coding region: 3240-4550 (436 amino acids)
Source: RefSeq, a predicted model, not a curated record